UCAAUAAAACUAACCGGUUUCGAGUCUCGAUGCACAGCUGUCUGACAAUUCGUCGGCAAAAAAAGUUCCUAUCCACGGCGCGCGAUAAACAGAAGUCUUUCAGGUAACUACCGAAUCCAACUCAUAACAGUUGCGAGAAGUUGAAGCCAAUUUGUAGCUUGAACAGAAAUUAAAAUGAGCAAAUAUACGUCAAAGUAUUUGGAAGACAAACUAGCGGAUAAAUUGGGAGCGUUAUACGUAAAUGCGAUCGACGAAUCGGACGGCUGUGGUGGUAAAUUCAGUGUGACUAUUGUUUCGGAGGCAUUCCGUGGUAAGACAUUGCUACAGAAACAUCGCUUAGUGAAUAGUGCUCUAGCAGAGGAACUUAAGGAAAUACACGCAUUCUCUCAAAAGUCAUACACACCCGAAGAGUGGGAAAAAGUGCAAUAGACUUUGGAGUGUUAAUAGGAAUGUAGUAUUCUUUUAGCGCUGUAUUUGUCUUUUGAAUAAAUUAUAUUAUAAUAACUA
This is a messenger RNA of Bactrocera tryoni, 507 nucleotides long. RefSeq names its product protein BOLA2. The transcript is spliced from 2 exons. Gene Ontology annotation, biological process: intracellular iron ion homeostasis. Gene Ontology annotation, molecular function: 2 iron, 2 sulfur cluster binding. Bases 175 to 429 code for a protein of 84 amino acids. The record is from RefSeq and is a predicted model, not a curated record. Gene Ontology annotation, cellular component: nucleus; cytosol. Lineage: Eukaryota; Metazoa; Arthropoda; Insecta; Diptera; Tephritidae.